Myiozetetes cayanensis is the source of this 3240-nucleotide messenger RNA. RefSeq names its product bromodomain containing 8 (gene BRD8). Gene Ontology annotation, cellular component: NuA4 histone acetyltransferase complex. NCBI's taxonomy places the organism in Eukaryota, Metazoa, Chordata, Aves, Passeriformes, Tyrannidae. The coding region runs from base 32 to 2887 and encodes 951 amino acids. The transcript is spliced from 22 exons. Gene Ontology annotation, molecular function: protein binding. The record is from RefSeq and is a predicted model, not a curated record.
CCCCCGCCUCGCUCGGGGCCGGGCGGGGAAGAUGGCGGCGGGCACGGGCAAGCACAAGCUGCUGAGCGCCGGCCCCACCGAGCCCUGGUCCAUCCGCGAGAAGCUCUGCCUGGCCUCCUCCGUCAUGCGCAGCGGCGACCAGAACUGGGUCUCAGUCAGCAGAGCCAUCAAGCCUUUUGCAGAGCCAGGGCGCCCACCUGACUGGUUUUCCCAAAAGCACUGUGCAUCUCAGUAUUCAGAGCUCUUGGAGACCACGGAGACCCCCAAGAGAAAACGUGGUGAGAAGGGAGAAGUUGUGGAAACUGUGGAAGAUGUUAUUGUGCGGAAACUGACUGCAGAAAGGGUUGAGGAGUUGAAGAAAAUUAUUAAAGAAACACAGGAAAAAUACAGGCAACUCAAGAAGGAUGCAGAGCUGAUCCAGGCCGGACACAUGGAUAACAGACUGGAGGAGCUGUGCAAUGAGAUUAUGAUAAAGAAAAAAAUGGAGGAGGAGGAGGCAGAAGUCAAGAGGAAGGCUACAGAUGCUGCUUAUCAGGCUCGUCAGGCCAUUAAAAAUCCACCGCGACGACUGACGGGUGUGAUGGUUCGUUCCCCCGCCGGCUCGACCUCCCCAGGGGGGGAAUAUGCACUGGGAGAUCUGUCCCAGCCUGCUGGGGAUGAGGCCAGUCCAGGGGUCACGCCAGGGACAUUGCCCAGCACCCCAGUUGCCUCCUUCAUUGGAAUCCCUGACACCCCUCCAGGCUCUGCUCCCCUGGAUGCCCCCAUGACCCCAGUCACUGAUGAUUCACCCCAGAAAAAGAUGCUAGGACAAAAAGCAACUCCGCCUCCUUCCCCUCUGCUCUCAGAGCUGCUGAAGAAGGGCAGUCUCUUGCCCACAAGCCCCAGGCUGGUCGGUGAAAACGAAAUGGCAGUGGCUUCUGGUCAUAUGAACAGCUCAGGAGUGCUGCUGGAGGUAGGAAGUGUCCUUCCAGUACUGCACAGUGGGGAAAUGCAGUCGACACCUGGUGCUGUCCCUGCAUCUCCUGCUGCUUCAGGUGCUCCUACGCUUUCCCGGCUUUUAGAAGCUGGUCCUGCACAGUUCACCUCACCUCUUGCUUCCUUCUCCGCUGUUGCCAGCGAACCUCCAGCUAAGCUCCUGCCACCCCCCGUAGAGCCUGUGUCCCAGGCAACUAUUGUCAUGAUGCCCACGCUGUCAGCACCAUCCGUUGUGCCACCAGCUGCAGCUCCAGAAAGCGUAGCCACAGUGAGCCAGCCAGAAGCCUGUGUUUCCAUGGAAGCAGUGUCUGAUUCCCACACUGUGACAGUGUCCAUGGACAGCAGUGAAAUAUCCAUGAUUAUUGAUUCCAUCAAGAAAGAGUGCCUGGGUUCUGGGGCUGGCAGCACUGCAGGGUCUUCCAAAGAUCACUGCAUGGACGGGAAAGAAGAUCUGGAUUUGGCUGAGAAAAUGGAUAUUGCAGUGUCCUAUACGGGGGAAGAGCUGGACUUUGAUACAGUUGGAAACAUUAUAGCCAUCAUUGAGGACAAGGUAGACGACCACCCUGAAGUCCUGGACGCAGCAGUUGUUGAAGCUGCUCUGUCUUCUUUCUGUGAAGAUACCGAUGACCCUCAGACCCUUCCUGGCCCUUGGGAACAUUCAAUUCGUCAGGAGCACGAGAAACAGGCCCAGAUACCCCAAGUGUCUGUGACUGUGAAGCAGGAGAGACUGGAGUGUGAGGAGCCAGAGACAAAGGGAAUUCGAGACCUAAUGGGCAUUGGCGAGCUGGCAUCAGAAAUAAAGACCGAACUUGCAGAGCAGGAGCAGAAUCAGCUGGGCCCUGAGGAAACCAUACCAGCGACUGCUAGAGUGACAGAAACACCAGAGCUUAGAAGUCAAGAGAUAGAAGAAGAUCAAAGAGCAGCUCUAACAUCAGGAGAGACUCCUGAAAUAAAUACAGAGUCGUCCAAGGGAGAAGAUGCAGUGCUCAAUCCAGUGAAGACAGAGACCCCACCUGAUGAUGAUUCAUCCCCUCCACAAGUCCCAAAUGUGAGUGAAGACUCCUCACAGGCUGAUGUUCAGCACAAAUUUGAGCUGUCAGACUCAAUGAAGGAAGAGGCCCAAGCCCUGUUUAGAAGUCAGAUGAAGGAUGGGCAGGGUGAGGAGGACGAUGAGGACGGUGCCAGUGAGGCUGCCAGUUUGGAGGAACCCAAAGAAGAAGAUCAGGGUGAGGGAUAUCUGUCAGAGAUGGAUAACGAGCCCCCUGUGAGUGAGAGCGACGACGGCUUCAGCGUCCACAACGCGCCUCUGCAGUCCCACGCACUCGCCGACUCCAUCCCCAGCAGCCCGGCCUCCUCACAGUUCUCAGUGUGCAGUGAGGAUCAGGAAGCGAUACAGGCCCAGAAGAUCUGGAAGAAAGCCAUCAUGCUAGUUUGGAGAGCAGCAGCUAAUCACAGAUAUGCCAAUGUCUUUCUGCAGCCUGUAACUGAUGAUAUAGCACCAGGCUACCACAGCAUUGUGCAGAGGCCGAUGGAUUUGUCUACCAUCAAAAAGAACAUUGAGAACGGGCUGAUACGAACCACAGCUGAGUUCCAGCGUGAUAUUAUGCUGAUGUUUCAAAAUGCAGUUAUGUACAACAGCUCUGACCAUGAUGUGUACCACAUGGCUGUGGAGAUGCAGCGAGAUGUCCUGGAGCAGAUCCAGCAAUUUCUGGCCACACAACUGAUGAUGCAAACAUCAGAGUCGGGGAUCAGUGCAAAGAGCCUGCGGGGGCGAGACUCCACUCGCAAGCAAGAUGCUUCAGAGAAGGACAGUGUCCCAAUGGGCUCUCCUGCCUUCCUUCUCUCUCUCUUUGACGGAGGCACCAGAGGGCGGCGCUGCGCCAUCGAGGCAGACCUGAAGAUGAAGAAAUGAUGCUGCAGGCACACAGAGAAUCCCAGCACUCAGCAUCUGGAGCUGGAGUGCAAGCAGGCUGCUCUUAACAGCUGUUGGAGGAGGAAGAAAAGCUGCAGGUCCAGUUCUGGGACCUGGUUCACCUUCUUCGCUUGCCCCUCUGGAAAGCUCUGUCUCGUCGGAAUAUGUAUCCCAAAGAAACUUCCCCAGAGGGGAAGACUAGCCCCCCUGCCUGUUUUAGGGCAGUUGUCUUGGGCUUCAUCAGUGUCCUGGUGUUAGCUAGCAACUGGUGGCUCGUAUGUACUGUAAUGUGAAGUGUACAGAUUUUUACUAGUGAUGUGUAAAUGUGAUGUAUAUUAAAAUCUGGGAACAAA